Molecule: messenger RNA, 738 nt
Organism: Priapulus caudatus
Lineage: Eukaryota; Metazoa; Priapulida; Priapulimorpha; Priapulimorphida; Priapulidae
Product: alpha-(1,3)-fucosyltransferase C-like
Exons: 2
Coding region: 100-720 (206 amino acids)
Cellular component (GO): membrane
Molecular function (GO): alpha-(1->3)-fucosyltransferase activity
Source: RefSeq, a predicted model, not a curated record
CACAUUAACCUACUUGAUAGAUGGGUUGGCAUAUUUAACAGUGUAUGAUAUUCGCCAGGUGAUGCAGUAGUAUUUCACAUAGAGGAGGACAACUUCACUAUGCCUGAUUCCGGUCAAAGGUUAAACUUUCAGCGAUGGGUUUUCUUUCUAGCCGAGUCACCUCAAAAUACACUGAAGAUGAAGGACUUCAGCCAACUGAACAGUCAGUUUAACUGGACGGUCACCUAUCGACUGGACUCCGACAUCGUCUUCCGAUACGGCACCAUCGAACGCAUACCAGUCUCCCAGCAACACGUCGCGACGUCAUGGCACACGCCACCGUCGGCAACAGACGGACGCAAUCGCAAUAGGAAGCGGCUCGUGGCGUGGUUCGUAUCAAACUGCCACACGGCGAGUAGAAGAGAGGAGUACGUCAGAGAGAUGCGCAAGUACGUCCCCGUCGAUGUCUACGGCAAGUGCGGCGACCUGUCAUGCCCGCGCGCGAGCAAUAUCUGCGACCGACUCCUCGACAACAGCUACAUGUUCACGCUAGCAUUCGAGAACAGCCUGUGUCGCGACUAUGUCACCGAGAAGCUGUUCCUCAGUCUGAAGCGCAACUCCGUUCUCGUUGUCAUGGGCAACGCUAACUACUCGUGCAUCGCCCCGCCCAAUUCCUACAUCGACGUCGCAGACUUUGCCUCGCCCAAAGACCUCGCCGACUACUUGGUGUAUCUAAGGUAGAACGCUACUGCUUAUGGC